This is a messenger RNA of Bolinopsis microptera, 1428 nucleotides long. RefSeq names its product ribosome biogenesis protein NOP53-like. The transcript has 10 exons. Gene Ontology annotation, cellular component: nucleolus. Gene Ontology annotation, molecular function: 5S rRNA binding. Bases 15 to 1244 code for a protein of 409 amino acids. Gene Ontology annotation, biological process: rRNA processing; ribosomal large subunit assembly. NCBI's taxonomy places the organism in Eukaryota, Metazoa, Ctenophora, Tentaculata, Lobata, Bolinopsidae. The record is from RefSeq and is a predicted model, not a curated record.
AAAUAAUUUGAGCGAUGGUCAGCACCGAGCAGAUCCGGAACAAACGGAAAAGGGUGAGCAAAAAGAACAAGAAAUCAUGGAGGAAGAACACCGAGAUACAGGAUGUGGAGAAGUUUCUAGAAGCAAAGCUGCGGGAAGAGCGGACAGGAGGUGCUCCAACGGAUAAGAAGAACAAAGAUUUAUUCUUCAUAGACAAGUCCGACAUAUUCGAGACGUCCAAGUCAAAGUUGGCAUCAAUGAAAUGCCACACUGAACUACAGAUUGACACGAGAGUUGCUCCUGUCGUAGGACGGCUUGGUCCAAGUAAGAAGAAAAAGAAGAAGAAGCCGCAGCAAGAUGUUUCCAUGGUAACCAACUCCGACAACAAGAAGAGUGGUUGUGUGUACGAUAUUUGGGGCGCCAGUAUUGAGAAGAAAAUUACCAAGGAGUUAGACCCCUGUUUACCACCCCCAUUCCUGCCACCAGCUUUCUACAAAGGAUCAGACACCAAACUGAGUGCUGUGGAAGUGCCACAUCCGGGAUCUUCCUACAACCCUACCUUCACUGAUCAUCAGGACUUGCUACAAUCGGCACUUGACGUGGAGGAGAAGAGAGAGAAAGAGAAAGCGAAAGCAACACGUGAUGCUGCUCCUCCUAUUCAAAUUACCGAGGAGGAUUACAUUAAAGAAAUGAGUAUCGGGCUGAAGGAAGUCGAACAUGAAAGUGAAAGUGAGCCGGAAGUUAACGAAGAGGACGUGUGUAAAAGUGGUGUCUACAUUAGAAAAACUCGCUCUCAACGAAACAAAGAAAAAGCCGAGAAAUUAAAGACGGAAGAAGCAGCGGCAGCUAAGGAAACCAAGCAGUAUCUUCACCAAAUCAACAGAAUCAAAGCACUCAAAAAGGAGAUAAGAAAAGAGGAGAACGAGAGGGAGGAGCAGACGUUGGAGAGACAAGCUAAGAAAACCAUAAAUGAGACUAGACCUGGGAAAUACGGACCCGGCAAGUUUAUAGGCGCGGAGCCAGAGUUCCUGCUACCUGAGGAAGUUAGUUCUUCUCUUCGACAACUAGUUACUCCUGCAAACAACGUUCAGGACAGAUUUACUAGUUUCCAGAAGAGAAACAUGCUGGAGAUCAGAAAGAAAGUAGCGCCACACCGUAAGUACAAGCUGAAAAAGGUGGAGAAAUGGAGGAAGAAACUGCCCGAAGAAAUGGACGAGUUGGUUAAAAUGAAAAGGAAGAAGAGGAAGAUUAACAUGACGGAAUAGAAGAGGAAGAUUAACAUGACGGAAUAGAACCUUUCAUUUUUACAGCAAGGAUGACUAACCAAAUAUCCGUUAUUUUUAUGUGGUGUUGAGCUUUUUUAAAGGGUUAUUUUGACCUUUCUUUUAAUUUAAUUUAUUCAGUUUUAGGUCUGAUGUAUACUGGUUUGAAUAUUUUGAAGAUCCGGUA